Schistosoma haematobium is the source of this 5566-nucleotide messenger RNA. RefSeq lists its product as uncharacterized. NCBI's taxonomy places the organism in Eukaryota, Metazoa, Platyhelminthes, Trematoda, Strigeidida, Schistosomatidae. Gene Ontology annotation, biological process: fatty acid metabolic process. The record is from RefSeq and is a predicted model, not a curated record. Gene Ontology annotation, molecular function: trans-2-enoyl-CoA reductase (NADPH) activity. The coding region runs from base 2757 to 3827 and encodes 356 amino acids. Gene Ontology annotation, cellular component: mitochondrion. The transcript is spliced from 3 exons.
CGCGUGGUCUGUCUGUUUGCGCUACCAAGUGGGUUAAUCUGUUUCUUAUUCGUAAAACCUGAAGUGUGGUAGGAGUGUAUGCAUUAAUAAAAUUCAAAUAGACAAGUGUCAAGUGGAACAUUAUAGAAAAUACGACUCUACAGUUCAUUUGCCAUGUUAUAUCUGCAAUUUCACUGCUCCCGAGCUCCCAAUUUUGGGGAAAAUUUAACCCAUUUUGGGGAAUCCGCCAUAUCAAACUUUGGGGAAAUGGCAGAAAACCUCAAAAUUUUCCUAGAAUCUUAUUACACUUUGGGGAAGUGGGUUUAUUAUUUAUUGAUAAAACCCCAAAAUUGUGAAAAAUUUUAGGGAAAUCUUGAGUUUCCCCCCAAAAUUUCCUCUGACAUUGGGAUUUUUCACCGAAAUGUCCCCUGUAUUUCGUGUUUUUUUCUCAAAUUUUCCCCUGACUUUGGGGUUUUUCCCCAAAAUGUACCUUGAAGUUUGCGCUUUUCCUCAAAAUUUCACCAUAAACUUCUCCGAAAUUUCUUACAGAAAUCACGGAAAAACCAGGCAAGAAUACAUACGUACAGCUUUUACUGCGACGUUACUUUAUUUGUCAAUUACGCAGUGCCAAAGAAAUUUAACGUUAACCGAUCUAUAGCUGUAAUUAUAAGACUGGCGAGACUCUAAUUUAGCGACGACCUUUGAACGAAUCUUAAAUGGCCUUGUUAGUUAUUAGCCAAUCAAAAGACAGUUAGUAUAAAGUGAGAAUAUAUUGUAAGUAAUGAAUUACAGUGGAUAUUCUUCAUUUACAUGAUUUAAAAACUUGUUAAGGUUUGAUAAAAGUUCAGAGGCUCUGAAUUCAUAAUGCAUAUUGUAUAAAAACUCGUCUAUAGGGUUAUUGGUUAGGGUUGUAGCCUAGGGUUAGGGUUAAGAUUGGGUUAGGGUGCUAACAUGCGAUCAGUUUACAACGGAUUUUAGAGGUUAGGGUUAGGGUUCAGAGUUAUGGUUAUGGUCAGGAUGGGGUUGUAGCCUGUCAAUAAACACCUCUUCUCUAAAAUCCGAUGUAAACCGAUCGCAUGUUAGCACCCUAACCUUAACCUAACCCUAAACCUUAACCUAACCCUUAACCCUAACCUUAACACCAAACCCUAACCCUAUGGACGAGUUUCUAUACAAUAUGCAUUAUGAAUUCAGAACUUCUGAGCCCUUAUCAAACCUCAACAAGUUUUUAAAUCAUGUAAAAGAAGCAUAUCCACUGUAAUUCAUUACUUUCUUGUAAUAUAUAUUUUUACUUUAUACGGUCUUCUGAUUGGCUAAUAAUUGAGAUUGCUCAGACGCUUCUCAUUGGUUCGUCCCUAAAUUAGAGUUUCGCCGUCCCAUCUGUUUUAACCUCUCAUUAAUCACCUCCUCUCUAAAAUCCGCUGUGAACCGACCGUAUGUUAGCAUCGCGUGUUGUACUUGGCUCCGUGACCUUGAAAUUGCUCAAACGCUUCUGAUUGGCUCGUCGCUAAAUUAGUCUCGCCCAGGUUACGUAGACGUUGAACUAUCAUUCGCAAUGUUCUACAGAAAUAAAAAAAUUUUUUGGUUUCUAAGCAAAUGUCAAGAUAUGUAAAACGUCAAUGACGUACCAGCGGUAUAACAAUUUUGUUAAUAAUGCGGACAAAGAACUUACAGUUACGUCUGUUAAAACUUGCGAAGCGAGCUGAAAGCAAGACGAACAAGAAAUAACUUUUUUACUGAGAAGAAAAAAGUUGUAUCAGUAUAGAUAUUGAUCACAAAGUAAUAUUAAAAAUGAAAUAUGUAUUAUACCAAACAUGUAAAGUGCUUUUAGCUCACCCUUUCUUUGGAUCGCCAUCCAUGCUUAUUUACUUUUUCUCUUGCGUCGUGCAAGAAAGCCUGGUUUGCAACAUCCAUGACGUGUAUUACUUCUUUUUCUGAACAGGUUGCACUUCGGAAUCGGGAACACAGAACACCUACAAAUAUAUUAAUACAGUAGUGUGGACUUUGAACCGUCCGGUAAAAUUUAUGCUUACUAAUACCAAAUUUACUUUUCGUUCCGUGUAAAGUGUACGUGUGCGCCAGUUCCGGCGACAACAGGUAACUUAGACAGGUUUUUGCUGAUUUGGGAGGGUCAUCACAUAUGAACUCGUACAAUCUGGCCACCUAAAAUUUGUUCAAACACGUGUUACAACUUACGAGCUGAUCACAGAACUUUAGCUCAUCUAAAGCAACUUCAAAAGAACACAACUCCUCAUGCAUUCUUAGUGGGGAGGCAAUAGUUGAAUUAUCUAAUUGCUCCGUACGCCUGUCCAUUACACCCAUGGAUAAGCGUUCAUUUAAAGCGAUCAGUUUGUCCAUCUUGCUAGACAGUUCAGUGACUUCAGAAUCAGAAUAAUUAUUCUCUGAUAUAUCUAGUGAUACGUACCACUAUAUACAUUUGCUACGUAGCGAACCCGUACGGGUUAAUUAACGAUAGUAUUCAAAACCUGAACUAAGGAAGCCUAAUCUGUAGCUGUGUUUGGAGGUUCAGUUUACUCACCAUUAAAAAAUAGCUUCAAAUUGUACAUUGUGUUAGCACUUAACUAAGACCGGGACUCAAACAGUAGUAACAGUUUUCAACUAAGUUGUACUGCUUUUACUUUUCAGAACUGACUGACAUUACUUAGUGUAUAUGUACAAAUUGGGAAUUAGUAUUAUAAUCUGCUAAUUAUCGUGAUCAUUUGCGUUGUAGUUGUUGACACAAAAAGGUUCGUCGUCGUUUGGUCUUCAAUAUUAGUAUGCUACGAUCAUCUUUUCUUUGUAAUUCAAAAAAAUGGAAUCUACUGCAAAGACUUGUUCAUUCAGAAGCUAUCACUUAUACUGAGCAUGGCGAUCCAGAACAGGUUUUACGUUUAUCAUCCACUCCAGUACAUCCGUUUGCGAAUGACGAGGUUUUGGUAAAAGUUUACGCGGCCCCUAUUAAUCCAUCGGACAUCAACACGAUACAAGGUACUUAUCCAAUCAAACCAAAACUACCUGCUGUUGCUGGGAAUGAAGGUGCGGGUAAAAUUAUUGCGUGUGGGAAGAACGUGGAUGGUUUCUCCGUAGGCGAUACAGUUAUUCCUUUGGAAUUAGCGUCAGGGACAUGGCAAACAUACUGGUGUGGUAAAGCUGACAGUUUCUUGAAGAUAAAACAUCCCAUCCCGAUAUCUUAUGCUGCAACAUUAGCAAUUAAUCCUAGCACUGCACUUCAUUUACUCAAUAAUUUUGUAGAACUUCAAAAGGGCGAUAUUUUAAUUCAAAAUGGUGCGACUAGUGCUGUUGGAAUAUAUGUGAUCCAAAUAGCAAAAAUAUUAGGACUCAAUACAGUGAACCUGUUUCGUGAAAGAGAUACACCUGAAGCCACAGAAGAAACACGUAAUCUUCUUAAAAGUUAUGGAGGUACAUGGUGUCUCACAGAGUCUGAAUACAUGGAACGAGCAAAAGAAAUAGGCCCUUUCAAACUUGCAUUAAACUGCUUAGGGGGGAAACCUGCAUCUAUCUUGGUGAAAAACCUAAGUCAUUCCGGGACUAUGGUUACAUAUGGUGGAAUGGCACGGAAUCCAAUGCCCUUACCCGUUGGUCCAUUCAUUUUUAAAGAUAUCAGUUUACGCGGUUUUUGGCUGUCUAAUUUUAAUCUACAUCAGUCCACUUCAAAAAGACAACUUACUAUCGACCAAUUAUCAAAAUGGUUUUCUGAAGAUCUCAUUAGACCCUCACCAUUUGAAGAAAUUCCUUUCAAAGAAUGGCGUAAGGCGUUGCAUAUGUCAUUAUUCAGUGAUUCAGCACCAACAAGUAUUAGAAAAAAGUCUGUUUUGAUUAUGGAAUGAUGUACUAAUUUCUAUUGUAAAUUACUGUGUAAAUUGUAAUAUUACUGAGUUAGUUGAUGUUUUGCUUUUUUAUCUCCAGAACUUAAAAUUCCUACUGUUUAAAACAUACUUAUACACCGACUUGUAAUUACCAUUCUACAAAUAUUUUGACUUUUUUUCAAGAAAAUAAUUUUCAAGAUCACCUUUUUUGUACCUUUACAUCUGUAUAGUAUACUGAAUAGCGUAUAAAGUAUAUAUUGGAUUAAGGAUUUUGGUUCGUUAAUUUAGAGUCUUUUAUCAACCAAAAUAAUAUUUGUUGCCUUCAAAGUGUUUAUAUUCAUUGCUGUUUCAAGUCAAAAAAACAUUGGUUAGCUCUAGGUUUUGACCGAAGUUUAUUGGCCAAUAUAUAUAUAUAUAUAUAUAUAUAUCAGGUAACUUAUUGCAUGUCAACUUUGUAUAUUAUUUAGGCGGCGGAUAGUAAUGUUAUUAUGACUUUUUUUCUUAUUGGGAACUAAUAAGUAUUCGAAAAAAGCAAGAAUGGCCAUAUUUUCAGAAUACUAUGAAUCCACUGUAUUUUGUUGCUUUUUUCUUCGUUUGCAUGCGGACUAACUCACUGGAUUGUGAGUUGAACUCACACGUCUUUUUUACCUUAAAUAUCCUCGGACUAUCACCCGAAGUAUUUAUAGAAAUCCUAUUAACACGUUAAUUCUUAACAUCUUUCACAUUUCGAGCAACUUAUUUGUUAUCAGUUGAUAGUUCACUUUUCAACAUUUUGUUAAUAGUCGAAAACAAUUGAACUUAUUAACUUGUAUGUAGCUUAAGAGAAGGCAACGAAAUACAAUAAAUUCCUCGCCUUCUCCCAAGAUCGUUGUUUUUACUUUGUUUAGAUUUGUACAGCGAAUCAAUUGCUUAAAACCAGUUGUUGUUUUCUCGUUGAGAAACUGAUUUCAAAACCCCCCACUUUCGAGUUUGAGAUCUCUAUGGAGCGAGUUAAUUAUUUAUUUUAGUCACCUCUUCUAACAGAACUUAUUAGUUAUUAUCAGAGCUUUUUGUGAUGAUUUUGAAUUUCACUCCCGACCAACACCGUAUAAACACCAUAGUAUAGUUGAUGACACCGUUACGACGCUCAUGUUCAGUUUACCACUGGAGACGUAUUGGUUUUUUUUUCAGCAUAGUUCCGACCGUAAGGUAACAAACUUGAUCGACAAUAACCCGGUUUAUACCAUUUCAGCAUAAAUUAUUUCUAAAUUAAACCUUUGCUGAUAAGUGCCGACUGGUACGAAGUGUGCAUUCAGGGCUUUCUGGCGGUUGCUUCCAAACGCUCAAAUAUUGAACGCUGUAAAUGAUGAUUGAAUGAUUAGCUUUUUUAUACAAAAGAUAGAAGUUUCUGGUUAUAUUUCAAAGUAUACUAUAGAGUGAGGGUGGUUUAAGACUAGUUUUUCGAUGACAUAACUGGUGAAAAGUAAUUUGAAGUUGAGUGUUCAGAUGAUAAGUAUUUCACAGUAAGGUUGAGUCCCUCGAGUUCUUUUUCUCUUGAUGUUCGUUGUUUUGAAGUUUUUCGUUCAACAGACAAUGUUUUCAUAAAAUUGGAAGGUGAAAGCAAUUUCGGGGAUCUGAUUUUACGUAGAUUUUUAGUUCACGGGCUAGUGUUAUAAAAAUCCUACCUCAGUUUCUUAAAUAUAUUUUUAAUAAUUUAUUGUUUGUGUAAGGCGACAAAUUGGCAGACAAUAUGCAUAGAUGCAACAACAUAUAAACUGUAG